Messenger RNA from Lycium barbarum (goji berry), 2142 nucleotides. RefSeq lists its product as uncharacterized. Bases 1 to 2142 code for a protein of 713 amino acids. NCBI's taxonomy places the organism in Eukaryota, Viridiplantae, Streptophyta, Magnoliopsida, Solanales, Solanaceae. The record is from RefSeq and is a predicted model, not a curated record. The transcript is spliced from 6 exons.
AUGGGGACAUCAUGGCAUAAUGUGAAUGGGAAGAUUUGGAUUUUUGUGGAUGCAGAAAUUCAAGUAGAAAUAAUGAGAGAUACAGAACAACUGUUAUCCUGUAGAUUCACUCAUUUGGGUGAUGGGCAAGAGUUGGUGCUUACAGUUGUUUAUGCGAGUACUGAUAGAAGUGGGAGAAUAGCUCUAUGGGAGGAUCUAUAUGACAUGUCUUCACACAUCACCAUCCCAUGGCUUGUGGGUGGGGAUUUUAAUGUCAUUACAGAUGACAUUGAGAAAUUUGGGGGUCUUCCUGUACAGUUUGCAGAAACAGAGGAUUUUAGACAAUGUAUAGAUAUUUGCCAACUGAUGGAUCUUGGUUUUACUGGAAGUAUGUUCACAUGGUGGAAUGGGAGAUCGGAUGAGGCUUGUAUAUUUAAAAGACUGGACAGAUGUUUGGGAAAUCAGGCUCUGCAGAAUUGUUUUCCUAAUUUGGAGGUAGAGCAUCUCAUUAAACAAGGUUCUGACCACUCCCCCUUGCUGGUGGGAAGAGCUCUCUCUAAGUGGAGUAGGGACACUUAUGGUGAUAUCUUCAAGCAAAUUGCAACUCUGGAGGAAGUGGUGCAGGUGCAUGAGCAAGAAUUUGAACAGAAUCCUACAGGGCUUAACAGGGAAAGGCUACAAAGGGUACAAGCUGAUCUGAUCAGGUUUUAUGCUAUUGAAGAAAAAUUUUGGAGACAAAAAGCAGGGAUGCUGUGGUUUCAGGAUGGAGAUAGGAACACAAAAUUCUUUCAUGCUCAUGUCAAUGGAAAGAGAACAAAGCUACAAUUACAGAGAAUUCAAGAUCAUACAGGUACAUGGCUGGACACUGAAGAGGAGAUUGCACAGGAAGCAAUCAGAUUUUUCUCAGACCAAUUCAAAGAGGAAAAUAUCCCUACAGAUUUCUCUAUGCUUGAUAAGAUUCCUAAAAUGGUUACAGAAGAACAAAAUCAACAACUCUAUGAAAUGCCAGAUGAAGCAGAGGUGAAAAGAGCAGUUUUUGGUUUAAAUGGAGACAGUGCAGGGGGUCCUGAUGGUUUCACAGGAAGAUUUUUCCAAACUUGUUGGGAAAUUAUUGCAAAUGACUUGGUGACCAUGCAAUCAGGAUUUGUUAAAGGCAGGAGUAUUGUAGAAAACAUUCUGUUGGCUCAGGAAAUUGUACAUGAUAUUAGGAUUAGAGGAAAGCCUGCAAAUGUUGUCAUUAAGCUUGACAUGGAAAAGGCUUAUGACAGAAUUCCUAAAAAGGAUUUUCCAUUCACAUAUUUGGGUGUACCAAUCUACUAUGGGAGAAGAAGGAACAUUCACUACAAGGAGAUAAUAGAAAAGAUUCAGAAUAGACUGAGCUCAUGGACUGGUAAGCUGUUAUCUAUUGGAGGAAGGACAACACUGAUUAAACAUGUUUUACAGAGCAUGCCUAUACACCUACUAUCCGCUUGUGACCCUCCUAGUGCUAUACUUGCUCAGAUUCAUAGAUUAUUUGCUAAGUUCUUUUGGAGCAACUCUGUGGGAAAUUCAAAUUUUGAGUGUGAUCCCACAAUCAUCCUUGUAAAAGAAACUGCAGAAGUGGGGCAAUGGGAUGAACAGUUGCUAAGAAGAAUCCUUCCUGAGGAUCGAGCGGACCAUAUUGUGCAGCACAUUAAUCCACCAAAUGAAAAUGGCCAAGCAGAUAAGGCUUUCUGGAAAUUAGAUUCGAGGGGGAAAUUCACAGUUGGGUCUGCAUUUCAAUUGCUCAGACAAAGAAAAGACCCCAGUAAUUUGUAUAAGCAGAUGUGGAUCAAAGGACUACCAAUAAAGAUAUCUUUUUUUAUGUGGAGAUUUUGGAAGUUCAAGCUACCAUUGGAUGAUAAGUUGAAGAAAUGGGGACACCAAUUCCCUUCCAGAUGCUAUUGUUGUCAACAUCCAAAAGUGGAAGAUACCUCCCAUGUCUUUUUACACUCACCAACAGCUCAAGCCAUCUGGAAGUAUUUUUGUGGACCAGUGGGAAUAAAUACUGAGAAUUUGCAAAGAGGAGCUGUUAGCUGCCUGCAAGUUAUUUCCACAAGCAUUUGGUACUUGAUGCUUGGUAAAGUUUGUUUCGCACCUUUGGAAGCAAUUAGAAGCUUUGACAUUCGAGCUAAGUUCUUGUAA